AUGUUCUCAGCAAAGUGUGGACUUCUAGUAUUAUCAAGGGCUUCAUCUUCGCUGUCAAAACAACUUCACCAUGAACUGACAUCAAGAACCAUUCCCUUGUCAUAUGAUUAUUUAUAUCCUCAGCAAUCCCAUCUCCUGGAUUUGACAUUGUUGGAAUCGCUCGAAAAUCUAGUCGAUUGCUCAAAUGAAAGCAAAUUGUCGACCACCUUACCCUCGAUUAAGAAUCCGCCUCGGAUGCAGGUAGGUCACCAUCUGGUUUACUUCCCUCCUCAGGUUGCGCUCUCUCAACUACUGCCCGACGGUACCGAUACUCUACAUUUCCCAGGGAGUCCCUUCAACAGUCGAUUGUGGGCAGGUGGACGGGUAAAAUUCCCCUUUCCUACCGGCAUACUUUUGGACGGUCGACGUGCGGCAUGCCUCGAAACAAUUCAGGAUGUGAUAGUGCGCGGCCGGACAGGAGAAGAAAAAGUGAUAGUCAAAAUAGAAAGGCGAAUGGGAACAGUGGAAGAAGGAGAAGAAGAAAUUGAUAUCAGACAAAGACUAUUGAGAGACGAUGAAGAGCAGACUGGCAAUGCCUUGAUUGUGGAAAACAGAGACUUGGUCUUUUUGAGAAAUAAGACUGAAGAUCUAGUUAACCAUGAAAAUGAUCGUUUGGACAGAACUACUAGAAUUUUAAAACCGCCCUCUAAUGCUGAAUUUCGUCACAAAAUCAAGGCCAGCAAAGCUAUGCUAUUUCGCUUCUCAGCUCUCACAUUCAAUGCCCACUCUAUCCACCUUGACAGGGCAUAUACUCAAGGUGUGGAGGGCCAUCGGGACCUUCUUGUCCAUGGGCCAUUGACUCUAGUGCUGCUCCUAUCGACUCUUCGGCGUUAUCUGGCAGGACUUGAGAUUGCUAUCCAAGGGAUCGAGUACCGUAACCUGACCCCGCUCUUUGUUGACGAAAAUUUUGCGGUAUGUGGAAAGCCCAAAUCAGGCGCACUGGCUGGAACCUGGGAUGUCUGGAUCGAGAAUAUGAGCGGAGGCCUUGCCGUUCGAGCAACUGUGCAUACUGCAUUGGUCGAACCGGACAAAACAGUAAAUACAAUACCCUAA
Molecule: messenger RNA, 1092 nt
Organism: Penicilliopsis zonata CBS 506.65
Lineage: Eukaryota; Fungi; Ascomycota; Eurotiomycetes; Eurotiales; Aspergillaceae
Exons: 2
Coding region: 1-1092 (363 amino acids)
Cellular component (GO): mitochondrion
Molecular function (GO): (3R)-hydroxyacyl-[acyl-carrier-protein] dehydratase activity
Source: RefSeq, a predicted model, not a curated record